UGGUGGUGGUUGUUGGUGGUGGUGGGUGGUGGUGUGCCCGCUGCCCUGUGCCUAGGGAGAGAUGACGACCCAUGAGCAGCAGCAGCAGGGUGGCGUGGACGAGACGCUGCGCGACAUCGCGGCGCUCUUCUCGUCGCUGCCUGCCAAGCGGCAGGGAGACGCCCUCACGCGCCUCUACCUCACCUGCCAGCCGCAGCAGCUGCGGGAGGCGUUCGCUUCGCUCCGACUGCUGCUCCUGGUCGACCCAGUCCGCUUGCUGCCCGCCGAGCUGGCCGAACGGGUCCUGGCGCUGCUUGGACCCUCCGAUCUGUGCCACGUGGCCCUCUGCAGCCGCGUGUGGAGAGAGCGGGCCAACAGCGACGUUCUCUGGAAGAGGCUGUGUGCGGCACGGGGAUGGCUCCACCUUGGCACGGAUCAACUCCUCGUUGAGACCCAACGCUCCCACUGCUCAGCUACAGCCCGCACCAGCCCCGCGUACACAGACCACAGCAUCCGCGACACGGGGAGAAGCUCGCUCGUGCCCACGUGCCACUGGAAGCGCGUGCACGCGCGCGCCGCUCACCUGAGCGCCAACUGGGCGCGCGGGCGGUACGUGGUGGAGCGCGCACUCCGAGGGCACGGCGACCGCGUCACGUGCCUCGACUGCGACGGCGAGUGGCUGGUGAGCGGCAGCGUGGACGGCACGGCGCGCGUGUGGCGUGUGGCCACCUCGGAGUGCGCGCACGUGCUCGCCCGGCACACGGACGCCGUCAACGCCGUGCGGGUCAGGGCCGGGGUGGUGCUCACGGGCUGCUCCGACUCCCUCAUCCGCGUCUUCAGUGCAGCCACGGGCGAGUGCACGCGCGCCCUCAUGGGCCACUCGGCCGCCGUCGAUCACCUCUGCUACGACGGAGCGAGACUUCUGAGCGCGAGUGCGGACAGGACCGUGCGCGUGUGGGCGGUCAAAGGCGGCAGGUGCUUGCACAUUCUGCGUGGGCAUGAAGACGAGAUACAGGCCCUUCAUCAGUGUGGACUCCUGGCCCUCAGCGCCUCCUGGGACUGUAGCCUGCGACUGUGGGACACGGAGCGCGGAGUGUGCCAGGCCAUCCUCAGGGGUCACUCCGAAGCGGUGUACUGCUGCCAGUUCGACGUGGCACGCGUGGUGAGCGGCGGGGGCGAUGGCCUCGUUGUGGUGUGGAGCACCGCGAGUGGGGAGCGCCUGGCCACGUGCACGGGACACACGGAGGAGGUGUACUGCGUCGCCUACAAUGAAAAUGUCAUCUGUUCCGGAUCUGCCGACAGCUCCGUCCGGGUGUGGAAUUUUCAAGGGCGCUGCCUCUUCACUCUGCGCGAGCACGUGGGGGUGGUGCUGUGCCUGCACCUCCUCCGUGACCGGCUCGUCAGUGGCGGCAACCGCAAGAAGAUCGUCGUCUGGGACGUGAAGAAUGGCCGCCUGCUGAACGUGGUGCACAGGAACCCGUCGCUGCUCCACCGCAUGUGGGUGAGCGAAACCGCCGUGGUGAUAGCCUCCCCAGAAGCGCCAGGCACGCUCACCCUCCUCACCUACUGGUGAGCGUCUCGUCAGAGCCGAGUCGAAAGGGAGGAGGCCGGUUCCAGCCUCGAGCACCCACGCCCACGAGCGCCGUGACAAACCGAUGGUGCGGCUAUCGAGCGCGCGGACGUUGCAACCGCGCCAGGGUCUGCCAGGCCUGGAGGAGUCCGGGCGCCGGGUUACGAAGAUCAAAAUUGGACGCAGCACCACAUUGCAUUUCAUUUCUUGCACCAGGGCCCGUGCCAAGCACGCUACGCCCACCGGACUUAACCGUUCCCCUGCAGAGACACGGAGCGGUAGGCAAGUGGUCACUGAUACGGAGGAGGAGAGUGUGUGUGUUUUGCUUCGCAAAAGCCAGCAACUUGUCUGCCAGCAUUCUGACCUCAUAUUCGUAGCUUAUGUCAUUCAACCCAGAAGCCCCAACACUGUUUUUGGUUGUACUGCGUUUGAAAUAAUUGUUAAACGGGCAACUUAUUAACUGCUGCUGAAACCCUCAUCAAAGUGCCUUUAAUGCGCGUUUUAUUUUAGUUUUUUUGCAAUGAAUAAAAUCAAUAAGGAUAUCAUCUUGGAAAAUGUUUACAUUACAUUCCACUGAAUAUGUUUGUGAAACAUGUAAUUGACUGAUGAUUAACCGCAACGGUCACUGGAUAUGAUGACUUCAAUAUACGGCUCAAGUCCUGCAAUGAUGUAAAUCAAGCUGUUAACCAUUCUCACAUAAAUGAUACACCCUUGUUUUCCAUUGACAUACAUUAUUAUGUUUUAUUUUUAUUAUUUUAUUACUUCCCUUCUACGUGACUUUACCGAAAGAACCAAGAAGAUUAUACAACCCUGUUUACAUCUACAAUCCAUACAUUGAUUUCAGACACAGGACGCUGCCACAGCGGUGUGAUGGGUCAGGACACCGUAGUGUACUUGCAAUCCAGAGGACGCCGGUUCAAUUCCAUCUUCUGUUGCAGCAGUUCAAAUAUGGACAAGAUUCUUGAUUUCCUCCGACACCGUCCACCCAGCAGUAUAAACGGGUUUACGCCACAGCAGGUCGCGUGCGGUGGGGUAAAGUGUGGGUACGUCCACCUAUUCCAACACGUGUAGUCAGCGUGGAAGAGUAGGCCAAAUGCCCUCCAGAGGUCGCUCUGGCGGAGGUCCUUCCACCGGCAGUGGGUUGAGCAAGGAAUUGCAGGGCCGCACCUUCACCUUUUUACAUGCACACACGAUUAACAUUUGAGCAAAGUUCAUUAAAUACGAACAUUGGCAACCGCAAUGAUGAAUUAUAUAUAUUUUUUAUCCAACAAUUAGAUCCUAAACGACAGCUGCACGAGGGAUUCGUUUUUCGUGGGAUAUUUUCCAGACACCAACCCCAGAUAACUCGAGCUGAAAUUAAGCCCCCCCCCCCUGGGUUCUACGUUUAAAAAAAUCACGCAGGAGCGUUCGCGUUCUCAGCGGUUUGUCGGUGAAUCAGAAUUAAGUCAGUCGGCAGCUGUUUUGAAAGACCUCCGGUUAGCACGAUUUGGCCACGUUACGGUGUGUGAAAGGAGUUAAACGCGCGGUAACACAGACACACACACGCAGUGGGCGUCCCUCGAUCUGUCUGCGCAUCUCGGUGGUAGUUGUUGGGUUUUUUUUGCCAGCACUCAUCUCUAUGUACAGCAGCGCCUCUGGGAGGGAGCAACUCGCAUCGGUGGCACAGCACUGGGGAAACUGCGGCAAACAUUGGCUCGGGCAUCCAAGUGGCUCAAUGGGGCCCCCGGAUUCACGAAUAAAGAAAGAACGAUCCAUCAAAGAACACCUCGAAUUCGACUCCCAAUAAAUGUCGACGUUAAUUCGAAUGCAAGAAAAGCAAUGCACAUCUCACAUUCCUGUCUUGGUUGUAUCUCCCUUAUCUCAUCUUCAUAUGUUUAUAAUCAAAAACCGAAAAAACAACGUAAGCUGAUUAUGGUUUUAUAAAGCCAAUAAAUGCCUCAUCACGA
Molecule: messenger RNA, 3495 nt
Organism: Lethenteron reissneri (Far Eastern brook lamprey)
Lineage: Eukaryota; Metazoa; Chordata; Hyperoartia; Petromyzontiformes; Petromyzontidae
Product: F-box/WD repeat-containing protein 7-like
Biological process (GO): ubiquitin recycling; proteasome-mediated ubiquitin-dependent protein catabolic process
Cellular component (GO): nucleus; cytoplasm
Molecular function (GO): ubiquitin binding
Source: RefSeq, a predicted model, not a curated record